AAUUAUAGUAUUGAUGUUUACAUCAAAGGAAUCAAUGCAUUUGCUGCAAUUGCAUGCUUCUACCCAAGUAUGGAUUGUUUGGAUACCCAGAAAAUUUUCCAAAUGCGGUGUGUUGAAACCCAUUUUUUGCCACUUACACAAACAACCCGCAUCUCGAGUUCAGCAUCAGCUCCCAUUUACCUCAAAAGUUCAAAACUCUCUAGUCUCAGUCACCUCUUCCAAACCUGGUUCGAUAAUCGGUGUGACAGUUCCGGCGUGCUAUAAUCGACGGCAAGCUGUUUUCCGUGACCUUGUCUUCUGUGAUCCUGAUUAUCAGUGGCAUCCAUUAAGAAAAUGGUAAAUGUAAGGACCAAGAAGUUCCCUGAUUUCUUCAAGGUCUAUGUUCCAGAACAUAGCUCUGAAAGAUUGCACAUCCCAGAUGCUUUUGUCACAUGUCUAGUAGCAGCAGGAGUGGUGCUUGAAAAAGCAAUCCUUAGAAGUCAAACCGGUAAAAUUUGGCAGGUUAAGGUCAACACAGAUUGCAGUCGUGCUUAUUUUCAUGGGGGUUGGAAGAAAUUUGUUAAAGAUCUCUCCCUAGAGUUUGGAGAUUUCUUGACUUUUAGGUAUGUUAAAAAUUCGUUGUUUGAUUUUAAAAUAUUUGGAAAAAGUGGGUGUGAGGAGAGCACAAGAACUGAUUGUGUGAAAAACAAAGUGAGGCUGGAGGAGGUGGGGGAUGUUUCCAUGAGUAUGGAAGAAGAAACUGGUGAUGGACAUGGUUAUAAAAAUGUCAGUUACACAGAGGAGGAAGAAGAAGAAAGUGAUUUUGGAGAUGAUAAUGCUGAUGAUGAGUUAGAAGAAAGCGAGCAUGAUAUGCUCGGGAAAGAGGAGGAUGAGGAAGAAGAGGUGGAACUAAGAAGUUUUGUUCAAGCAAAAAAUCCAACCUUCGUAGUAGAAUUUGCACCAGGGCGGAGGAAUGAAUUGUUUAUUAAAACCAAGCUUAUAAAAGAUUUCAAUCUGAAGCUAGAGGAGGAAAUUUCAUUUCUUGACCCAAUCGGAAGGUCAUGGCCUGGAAAAGUGAAAAAGUGGAAGGAUGGUAGAACAGUCAUAAGUGGAUGGAGAGCUGUCACUGAACAUAAUUUUAUGGAUGAACAUGAUAGAUGUGUAUGUGAAAUUCUGCUACCAAGGGAAGGAAGAGUCAAAAACGUGCGUGUCAUUAAGGUUCACAUCAUCCGUGGAAGAUAAACUUUGUACCACAAUUUUGCAAACUUGAGUCUAAAUUCUCUGUAACAGCAAGUUCUACAUGCUUUUUAUUUUGAGUACACUGGAUAUUGUUGGGUUUCUGCAUCAUUAGUGUCUUAGUCAAUCGAUGAAUGGUUGGUUCCCAAAUUGUUGAUUUCAGAAUUGAUGGUUGGCUAAGUACUACUUAAUCAAAACGUAGAAGUUUU
This is a messenger RNA of Rubroshorea leprosula, 1424 nucleotides long. Lineage: Eukaryota; Viridiplantae; Streptophyta; Magnoliopsida; Malvales; Dipterocarpaceae. The record is from the annotation of a GenBank genome assembly.